GAAAUGGAGGCUUGCUUUCAAGCUAAUUCCCUGAUGUUUGCUAUGUGUGAUUUGGCUCUAUCUCUGUAACUACUAAUAUGUGGCAUGGAUUUCAAGCUGUCUGGGAUCAGGAUGUGCCCAAACUCUGUAUUGCAAGUCAGGAUUCAAAGGCAUUAUGUUACAAAACUGGCUUGCUGCCGUCUCUGUUUCUGUGUUCUGAGUAGCUGCAUUGUUUGUUGCAGUAUAUGCAUUAGCUCUUGUCUGUGUUCAGUUUCCUGCAGGCUGACAAAGUGGGAGGGGCUUCGCUUGAUACAUAGCUGAGUUUUGACUGUGUGAGUUCUUGAGUGCACAUUGCAGCCAUCUUAAUUACACUUUAGUGCAACUGAGACAGUGCAGCUGUCUCAAAAUGGCUGCUAAUCUAGUCUUUGUAGCUGCUUAGGCAGCCACUAUGCCACUGAGGAGACUUGUCACAUGCAUCAAGACCAAAGAUUCAAAAUGGAUGGUAUAGAAGAACCACAGAAAAAAGUCUUUAAGGCUCGAAAAACAAUGAGAGUGAGUGACCGUCAACAACUUGAAGCAGUGUACAAGGUCAAAGAAGAACUGUUGAAAACUGAUGUCAAGCUGUUAAAUGGCAACCAUGAAAAUGGUGAUUUGGACCCAACCUCACCUUUGGAAAAUAUGGAUUAUAUUAAUGACAAGGAAGAGGUGAAUGGCAUUGAAGAAGAGCUUUGUUUUGACUCUGAAAAAAGUAAAUCAGAGUGGAAAGAAACACCCUGUACCUUAAAUGUUAAUGUAAAAAACAAGCAGGAUGAUGAUUUGAAAUGUGAACCUUUGUUUCCUAAUAAUAUAACUCCUGAACUAGUUUCUAAACUGACUGCUGAACCGUCUUCUGGUGAUAUAGCCUCCAGCGAUCUGGCUGUUGGAGGUACAGGCUCUGGAGAUUCUGCCUCUGGAGAUCUGGCCUCUGAAGGGUUAACCUCUGGUGAUCUCACUUCUGUGGAUCCCACCUCUGUUGAUCCCGCCUCUGUUGAUCCUGCCUCUGGUGAUGCUGUCUCUGGUAAUCUUGCCUGUAGUGAACUGAUCUCCGGUGAAAUGGUCACCACUGAACUGGUCUCCAGUGAGACAGUCUCUGGUGAACUGGUCUCCAGUGACUCACUCCCUGGUGUACCAGUCCCUGGUGAAUCAGUCUCCACUGAACGGGUCUCCAUUGAUUCAGCCUCUGAUGAGCCAGCUUCUGGUGAUCUGGCCUCUGGAUCACUGGCCUCUGAUGAACCAGCCUCUGGCGAUCUGGCUUCUGGUGAUCCAGCUCCUGGUGAUUCAGAUUCUGUUGACCCAGCCUCUGAUGAACCAACUUCUGAUGAACCAUCUUCUGAAUCAGGCAUUGAUCCCACCUUUGAACCAAGUUCUGUGCCAGUUUGUGAACCAGUUCCUGAAACUGACAGUGCAGAGCCCUGUAGCAAUAAAAAUGAUGAUUUUCUUGAGAAAAAAGGGGAUGAUGAAAAGUUAGAUCAAAUUUUCUCAUUUGAUGAGAAAAAUAAAGCUGAUAGUAAUAUUGACGCUGAUGAAGAGGCUCUAGAAACAGAUGAUACAAUUAUUUCUUCAGAUCUGUCUCCUGAAAAGAAGGUAGAAGAAGAUGCUAUUACAGAAUCUGCUCUUGGAGAGGAGGCUAUAUCUAGCAGUAUGGAAAUUGACCAAAGUGAAAAGAAUCAAGAAGAAGAUUCUGCAGACCUUGCAGAAACGAUUAGUGAAAAUGUUAUGAAAGAUGACAAAAAUGAGAAUAUCUUAGAAAAUGCAGAUUCUAUGGAGACAGAUGAAAUUAUUCCUAUUUUGGAAAAGCUUGCACCUGCUGAAGAUGAACUUACUUGCUUUUCUAAAGCUUCUCUCCUUCCAAUUGAUGAGACAAAUACAGAUUUGGAAGAGAAGAUGGAAGGUUCUUUUGGUUCACCAUCUAAACAAGACAGUAGUGAGAGUUUACCAAAAGAAGCCUUUUUGGUCCUCUCUGAUGAAGAGGAUAUUUCGGGUGAAAAAGAUGAGUCUGAAGUUAUAUCACAAAAUGAGACAUGCUCUCCAGAGGAAGUAGAAAGUACUGAAAAGGACAGCAAACCUGAGGAAGAAGAGCAAGUAAUACAUGAGGAUGAAAGACCUUCUGAGAAAAGUGAAUUUUUUAGAAGAAAACGUUCUAAAUCAGAGGACAUGGACAAUGUCCAGUCCAAACGCCGUCGAUACAUGGAAGAAGAAUAUGAGGCAGAAUUUCAAGUAAAGAUUACAGCCAAAGGAGAUAUAAACCAGAAGCUACAAAAGGUUGUACAGUGGUUACUGGAAGAAAAAUUGUGUGCACUGCAGUGUGCCGUGUUUGAUAAGACAUUGGCAGAAUUGAAAACACGAGUGGAAAAGAUUGAGUGUAACAAGAGGCAUAAAACAGUUCUUACUGAACUACAGGCCAAGAUAGCCAGGUUAACCAAACGCUUUGGAGCAGCCAAAGAAGAUCUUAAAAAAAGACAAGAAAAUCCACCAAACCCACCUAUAUCACCAGGAAAGUCUGUUGUUGAUGUCAGCAGCAAUAACAGUGUGCCCUACAGAAAUGCAGGCACAGUGAGACAGAUGCUGGAAUCCAAAAGAAAUAUAAGUGAGAGUGUACCACCAACUUUUCAGACUCCUGUGAAUACAGUAUCUUCAACCAAUCUUGUCACCCCUCCAGCAGUUGUCAGUAGUCAACCUAAAUUGCAGACUCCAGUGACUUCGGGUUCUUUGACAGCAACAUCAGUUCUCCCUGCACCCAACACAGCUACAGUAGUUGCUUCUACUCAGGUGCCUAGUGGAAAUCCCCAGCCUACAAUCUCUUUGCAGUCUUUACCAGUGAUUUUGCAUGUACCUGUUGCUGUAUCCUCCCAGCCUCAGCUUCUGCAGAGCCAUCCAGGGACUUUAGUGACCAAUCAACCAUCUGGCAACGUUGAAUUCAUUUCUGUACAAAGCCCACCUGCAGUGAGUGGUCUUACCAAAAAUCCAGUAUCCUUGCCAUCCUUGCCAAACCCCACUAAACCAAACAACGUUCCUUCUGUGCCCAGUCCUAGUAUUCAGAGGAACUCUCCUGCCAGUGCUGCAACGUUAGGAACAACACUUGCUGUACAGGCUGUUCCAACAGCACACUCUAUUGUACAAGCCACAAGGACUUCUUUACCCACAGUGGGCCCGUCAGGACUCUAUAGUCCAUCAAAUAAUCGAGGUCCUAUACAGAUGAAAAUUCCAAUUUCUGCUUUUAGUACUUCAUCUCCUGUAGAACAGAGCAACAGCAACACCACAAGAACUGAAAACCAGACAAACAAAACAAUAGAUGCUUCUGUUAAUAAGAAAGCAGCUGAUAGCACAUCACAGAGUGGAAAAGCCACAGGCAGUGAUUCAAGUGGUGUCAUUGAUCUCACAAUGGAUGAUGAAGAGAAUGGAGCUUCACAAGACCUUAAAAAGGUAAAUCACACUCCUGCCUCAACCAUGAAUUCUUCUCAGCCUGUAUCUCGACCAUUGCAACCCAUCCAGCCAGCACCACCUCUUCAGCCAUCUGGGGUGCCAACAAGUGGUCCAUCUCAGACAACCAUACACUUACUACCUACAGCUCCAACCACCGUGAAUGUAACACAUCGUCCAGUAACUCAGGUGACCACGAGACUCCCUGUUCCAAGAGCUCCUGCAAAUCACCAAGUGGUUUAUACAACUCUCCCUGCACCACCAGCUCAGGCUCCCCUGAGAGGAACUGUUAUGCAGGCUCCUGCUGUUCGGCAGGUCAAUCCCCAAAAUAGUGUUACAGUUCGAGUGCCUCAAGCAACUACAUAUGUUGUAAACAAUGGAUUAACCCUGGGAUCCACAGGACCUCAGCUCACAGUGCAUCACCGACCACCACAAGUGCAUACUGAGCCCCCACGCCCUGUGCACCCAGCACCCUUACCAGAAGCCCCACAACCACAGCGUCUGCCCCCAGAAGCUGCCAGCACAUCUCUGCCUCAGAAGCCACACUUGAAGUUAGCACGAGUUCAGAGUCAAAAUGGCAUUGUGCUGUCAUGGAGUGUCCUUGAGGUAGAUAGAAGCUGCGCCACUGUUGACAGCUACCAUCUUUAUGCUUACCACGAAGAACCCAGUGCCACUGUGCCCUCACAGUGGAAGAAGAUUGGAGAAGUCAAGGCACUUCCCUUGCCCAUGGCAUGCACUCUCACCCAGUUUGUAUCUGGCAGCAAAUACUACUUUGCAGUACGAGCCAAGGAUAUUUAUGGACGUUUUGGACCUUUCUGUGAUCCUCAGUCAACGGAUGUGAUCUCUUCUUCCCAGAGCAGUUAAACCUUGGAGCCUUUAUCUCUUCUUCUUUCAAAAGUUCCACUUUUUGGUCUUGUUUUAAUCUUGUGCAUGAUACCCAUUGUAAAAUCCACAUUGUGCAAGAUUUCUUGGACAGAUGUAUAUAUACACUACAUUUGUUUGUAAUCAGAAGUAAAUAAACUCAGCCCAUAAAGCAGAAUCUUUUCCUGAACAAUUCAAGCUUCCAGAGUUUGAAAUGUAAAUGUGCACCUUGCUUUAGUUUUGAAGCUGGGGAAUAUGUGUGGGUGUUUGUGCUUUUCCGUAUUUAUGUGUUUUUUUUGCAGUGGAAUCUCACAUUUUCAUACUCAAAUUUACCUCUCUUCCAGUAUGAAGGAAGUAGAACAAAGGACUUGAGGUAUGUAUCUGGCAUGAUUCUGCUUCUAAGAGAUCUGUAGGUUCACAGAUAAAUGAUUGAACCCAAAUUAAAAAUAAAAAGCAAGAUGGUUAAAUAGUUUAAAAUAGGCUAAUUUGAACACAGUAAAGGAUCUAUUCAUAUUUUCUUUUCUCUCUUCUGUGUUGUUAAUUAGCUGAAAAAGGUCUGCAGUGGGCCCUCUCUUUUCUAAUCUGGUUUUUACAUUUAUUUUGUGCCUUAAACACUUAACUAUGAAAGUAAACAGGGCCAUUUGUCCAUUGUCGUUUACUCUUCCCUGUAAGCCUUUCAGUCUUCAUUUCUUUUUUAUCUCCACCAAAUGUAGCACAUUUCCCUCAAUUUUAGACCAAGGCUUUUUAUAUAUAGUAUCAUCGGUAACAUCACUACAUUUAACUCCAAAAAUUUAACUUGCUCUUUUCUUCUAAGAAGAUAAAUGCUUUUUAUUUGAAGGCAUUGUUUGAAUUAACUCUGUAAAGUGGACCAAGAGAAGACCACAUUGUGUAAGAAAAUUUUCCUUCAGACAUAGUUGAGUAUCUAUGUUGCACACUGUGUUAGAGAUUAUGAAAGCAGUUCUAGUUCACUUUAUAACCCAAAGCCUAGUAUUCUUUCAAAGGAAGUAAGCAGUAAAAUUCACAAAAUACAGUGAGCUAAAAUAUCAAAGGGAAAGCUCCAUUUCUUCUUUAUUCUCAUAUCAUUCUUCCUGUGUUAAUCUUUGUUUUGAUGGUGCUAAGUUUUAUCUGAUUUACCCUAUGUUGGCUUUGGAUAGAGUUUAAAGUGUACUCUCUGGGGUCAUUCUAUGUAACAAUUAGAUAAAACUCUUUUGCAUCUCUAUUCCUCUUCAAUGUUAAUCAGAUUCGGCUUAGGUCACGGAUUUUCAGUAUGAGUGCCAGCUAUGCUGGUAUCAGGUACGUGUUUGAGUGUAGACAGCUUAAGACAGGAGAGCUGGUGUAAUUUGGGGGAUAGAGUGUUGUUGGUAGUAUUGGAAAAGAAUUCCUGGAGGUUGUGAAAUACAGUUUCAAGUCAUCUUCCCAUAUUAUAUUUGAGUUCAUAAGUAUAAUUUUUUAAAUAAAUUAGUCAUUAAUUCUUCCUGGAAUUUAAGAGGGAGCUGUCCCUUUUGUUAAUGAUGCUUCAUUUGCAACUUUGAUGGCUUAUAAUAGGAAGCAUUCUAGUUGUAAAGAAACUCCUUUUUAGAGACUUUUACUGAUCAGGGUGCUGAUCAUGUUGGGUGUGAAUUUUGAUUGAUGCUGAAGAAAGCCUACAGAUUGCCAAAAUGUAAAUGCUCCAAAACCUUCCUUUUGCUUUCAUAAAAUGAGAUCACAAUAAUUAUUUGCCAACCAACUAUAUAGACGUUACUCAUUCUAGAACUAAUGGUGAGGGUAAAGAAGUAGCCAAUGUCAUGCCAAUGAAAAAUUUUAAAGAGAGAAAUUCAUGAUCUUCUAGAUGUAUGUGAACACCUGUCUUAUAUCUGUAUGUAUAUAUGUUUUUACCUGCAAUGGUUGCAGUAUUGAUUAUGUGUUCAAGAUCAUUCCUGUCUAAAGAAUAGAAAGCCCAUGUUCAAAAUUGUUCUUUAUUGGCCGGUUAUAUGGUCAUAUGGUAACAAUUUGCUUACCUAGCCUAGAAAGAUUCCCUUGGUGGAUGUUUUUUUAUUUAUAUUCACUAAUCCUUUAAAAAAAAAAAAAGCUUUCAUAACAUUUAUAAUCAGGUGAAGAAAGUACAGUAGAGUGAAAAUAUUAUUUUAGCCUAUAUUAUCUCUGUCAAAGAAAAAAAGAUCUUAAAUAGUAACCCUAAAAGUAGAUUUACUACAGUAAAAUAAAGCUUUUUAUUCCAGAUAAUGGAGGGAAGGUACAAAGAGAUUGUAAUUGUUUGAGGGAAAAGAUGCUAUAAAAUGAUCUUUCCUUCAAUUAGCCUGCCACAGGAUUUAUAGGCAACAGUUACAUUGGAGUUCCUGAAGGUACUGGGCCAGAACUCUAGGCUCUUAUUUACGGCAGGUUUUAAUGUCGAUGAGUGCUUUCUUUCUGUUUGAUUUGUUUCUUUGAGAUAAUGGAGGGCUCAACUAGAAAUAGCUACUGAUUACAGAUUUUUUUUUUAAUAGCAAUUCACACUCCAUGGUACCUUUUUUAUUUCACAAUAUCUUUUCACAAAGUAUUAAAAAAAUAUGCUUGAUAAUCCCAUUUUGGGAAUGCAAGUUUGCUACCAUUUUAGCCUGACAAUAUUUGUGUAAGUAUUGCCUUAUUGGAAAUUCUGGAAACUUAAAGAUAUUUCAACCUGAAACGUAGGAUGUUUAUAUGACAUUUAAAGGUAAUUGUGAUGUUUGUUACUCUCCACUUUGCACUUUGUCAGAGUAAUUUUCACCCUGUUUUAAGUGUAAGUCUCACAUUUUAAAAUUAUGUCCUUGCCAGUAGAUUUAUAAAUUAUAUACAAAGAUACCUGUUAACAGUUAACUCUAUGAGGUAACUAUAUCGCUCUAUUUCUCUGGACUCACUUUUUAAAAUAUGCAGAAUACUGUGUGCUAUUUAACACAGUAGAAGUUUAUGAAAGAAGCAUAGAGCUUUCUUCCUUGAAAAGUGAACAUUUUUUGGGAUACCUCUUGCCUCACAGAGAUUCCAUUUCCCCACUCUUCUGAUACCAUUUCCCAUUUCUCCAGAUACCAUUUCCCCACUCUCCUGACCCGCAUUGCCAGAUAUUAAAUGAAAGGUUUAAUAGGAAAAAAAAAAAAAGACCUAAAGAAAGGAGCUUAGAUUUCAUCUGUCUGAAAAAACCCUCAAGCAGGCUGCACCAUACAGUUCUCUUACUUAUUGGAUAAGUAUUAAGGUAGCUUUUUGGGUUUAUUCUUUUGCUUACAUUUUCCAAAUUAUUGUAUAUACAAGAUGAGUGUUAAUACUGCGUGAUAUGCAUUUAUCUUGUUCCUCAAAUUUUCUAGUAGAAUACAAGAUUAACAAAAUAAUGCCUAUGAUAUCCUCCUCUCUCUCUCUUAUACACUAUGAUCUUAGUUUUUCAUAAUUUUAACUUUAUCAUUGACCAGUCAUAGGCUUGUUUUAUUCUAAUUUCCAGAAAAACCGUGUUCCGGGAUUAGAUUAUUGCAAAUAACUAUCUAAAAGCAACAUAUGAUUCUGCUGGCCUUACUAUUUACUGGGCAAAUGAUGCCCCCCUCCCCUUUCUUAAAAUUUUGGGACAAGGAAAAAAAAGCAUUAGAAAAAUUCUUAUAAAGUGUUUUUUGUUAGUGCGGCACAUUUAUGUAAUUGCUAAGCUUAUUCCCCUUGAGCCAGCCAGUUGGGAGGAAUAGGAUGAUAUACAUGUUUUGUCUUCUGAUCUUCAAAUAGUUUUAUCAUGCUAAAUAAGUUUUUUGAUUUUUUAAAUUUGUAGAGGCAGUUAAAUACCCAUCAUUUAUAUUUAAUUGCUGUCUUUUAAAAACAAUUUUGUUUGUAAAUAAGGUAACUGGGCAAUCAAACACCUUUUGGGGAUUCUGGCUUUAGUAUUUUAUCAGCCAUUUCAAAAUCAAAUAUAAAAAUAAAUCCUUUGUAGGAAACUUGCAUCCUGACUUCUUUAUUGCAAUUGAAAGUGUAAAUAAUAAGAUAAUGUAAGACCUUCCUAAUGUCUAAUAUAAACUGGGCUAUAGCAAGUUGCCCUGUUUUUAUUAGGUUUUGAAGGUUUUUGUGUGUGUGUGUGUGUGUUUUUUUUUUUUUUAAAUGUACAGUAGAGUGGUGUCUGUAUAAGUGUUUAACUGUAGUGGGAUUUUGUCCAGCAAGCCUGAAAUUUAUACUUUGAAAUAAAUUACUGGGUUUUUAACAUUCUGAGUACUCUGAUUCAUUCUGGUUCUUCUCAGCCCUUGUGUUUUUUCUUUUAGAAGUUUCCUACCUUGUUGACAAUGACUGUUAUACUGCUGAAUAUGGUUAAUUUAACUUAACAUGACAGUACCGGGGCACUCAAACCACAUACUGUCCUCCAGCUUUGAAAGGAAAGUUGUUACGCAGAGUUGCUCCCAGCUUAGUCCUGCUGCAUUUAACUAAAGGGAGAACACAUUAAAGUUUGUUUUGUUGUGUGUCUGUCCUGUACUACAAAAAGACCCAACCGCUGCUUGUUAAUGACCAGCAAAAAAAAAAAACACUAACUGCAUUCCUAUUGGAGGUUCUACCAUCCCCCGGGGCUUUGCAAUGAAGUAAGUUCAGUGGGGAAGGGGAAGGAGUCAGGCUGGAUGAAGCACUCAACUCUCCACUCGCAAGAGCCCUGUCACAUGGCACAGCUGCAUCGGGGAACCUGGAAGGGGUCGUCUGUGUGGCCAGACAUAAAAGGAGAGUGUGGGUCUUGGUGAGCGAGGGAGCAAUUUCUAUCAUACUUUCUUGUAUACAUGCUUGUACACUGAAACCUGAUAUUUAUCAUGCAUAAUGUUUCUUCUCCAGUGUGUCACCCUGCAGUAAAUGCCUGUUUUAAAAAUGACAAAAGCAGCAAUGGAAAAAUGAAACUGAUAGACUGAAUUUAAUAUAUUUUAUUAAGACUAAUUCUGAAUGGAAAUCAUAGCUAAAAGAGUGCCUUUGGUAUCUUAUUUGCAGCCUUCUAUUCCCUCAUCUCCCUCCUUCGUUCUGUGUCAAGUUACAAAGUUGGUUUCAUGGUAAUAAAAUCGAAGUUGUAGGCCUCUGG
Molecule: messenger RNA, 9322 nt
Organism: Phacochoerus africanus (Common warthog)
Lineage: Eukaryota; Metazoa; Chordata; Mammalia; Artiodactyla; Suidae
Gene: ATF7IP
Product: activating transcription factor 7 interacting protein
Exons: 15
Coding region: 451-4302 (1283 amino acids)
Biological process (GO): regulation of DNA-templated transcription
Cellular component (GO): nucleus; transcription regulator complex
Molecular function (GO): transcription coregulator activity; protein binding
Source: RefSeq, a predicted model, not a curated record